Mesorhabditis spiculigera is the source of this 693-nucleotide messenger RNA. NCBI's taxonomy places the organism in Eukaryota, Metazoa, Nematoda, Chromadorea, Rhabditida, Rhabditidae. The record is from the annotation of a GenBank genome assembly.
AUGUCGUCUUUGGCGCCAGCGGAUGAACUAACAGAUGAAGAGCUAAAAGCGUUAGAAUCGACGUUCGAGGCGAUCGACGUGAAAGAGGCCGCGGAGACUGUCGGCUUCGCAUCGAUUGCCGUGCAGGUUUUCACCGCGAUCGGUAAAAACGGACUCAAGCCGGGCAUGCGGUUCGGAAAAGCGGAAGUGGCGAAGUUGUACGCUGGCACGACGGCCGAAUCCUUCGAGGAGGACCUUGUGAGAAAGCCGGGAACGGGAAGGCCGAAGCGCCUGAUUCGGGAACGCUCGCCAUCCCCCUCAACGGCAAAGCCAAAGAUGUUGACGCGGUCGAAGCGAGAAGACGCCACGAAGGAAUACCCGCCCUGUGUCCGCUGCAAAUGCACCAGUUUUCGCGUGGUUGACCCGGGCCGGCCGGACAGGAAACGUGUAAUCGAGUGCCGAAAUAUGGACUGCCUGGCCUCGAUCGCCUACACCGAAUUGGAGGAGGGCGAGCUGCUCGGAGCGCAGGAAGAGGUGGAAUACGGCUGGUACCUGCGUGAUUGGGAGGAGAUCUACUACCCGAAAGUCAACGAGGAGCAACGGUGGAUUGGCAGUUUAUGUGACAUUCCCCCUGCAACGGUGACAAUUCGUCGAGACGCCGACAAUCGCCCCCAAGUCAUGGUCCCAUUCCAGCGGCAACUCGUCUCUUUGUUG